Molecule: messenger RNA, 3154 nt
Organism: Betta splendens (Siamese fighting fish)
Lineage: Eukaryota; Metazoa; Chordata; Actinopteri; Anabantiformes; Osphronemidae
Gene: unc93b1
Product: unc-93 homolog B1, TLR signaling regulator
Exons: 13
Coding region: 158-1975 (605 amino acids)
Biological process (GO): toll-like receptor 3 signaling pathway; toll-like receptor 7 signaling pathway; toll-like receptor 9 signaling pathway
Cellular component (GO): lysosome; endosome
Molecular function (GO): Toll-like receptor binding
Source: RefSeq, a predicted model, not a curated record
GGUAAACUUUCGUUUCUCUCGCGAAACUUGUAUUUAAUCUUGGCUCUGGUGCGUCAGAAAUGGGAAGUAAGUACUGCACACACGGAGCUGCUGUGUGUUUUCUGCCUGUCCGGUGAAGCGACCUACUAGUUGUGCUGAAUACGAGCUGAAGCGCACGAUGGAAGCAGAAGAGAUGGUUAGAGAUGCUGAUGCUGGACCUAAUGACAACGAAAAUGAGAUGCUGAAUGUGGGGCAAGAAGAGCAGAUGGAGGAGUUUUUGGGCCCGCAGGCGGAGUACAAUGAGGAGGAGGAGGAGAGGAAGUACUACAGGAGGAAGAGGCUGGGAGUGAUCAAGAACGUUGUUGCCGCCAGCGUUGGAGCCAUGAUUGUGUACAGUGUUUACAUGGGCCUUCUGCAGAUGCAGCUGAUCCUCCAUUAUGACAUGACCUACCGCGAGGUGAAGUACAGCAACCUUGGCCUGGAGGACAUCGACCACAAGAUGCUGAUGGGCAUCAACGUCACCCCCAUCAUUGGCCUGUUGUACACCCCCGUUCUCAUCAGGUUUCUGGGCACUAAGUGGAUGAUGUUCCUGGCUUCAGGAAUCUACGCGCUCUUCGUCUCAACCAAUUACUGGGAGCGUUACUACACCUUGGUUCCCUCAGCCGUAGCUAUCGGCGUGGCCAUUGUGCCGCUCUGGGCGUCCUUAGGAAACUACAUCACUAGGAUGGCCCAGCAGUACUACGAGUACGCAAACUACAAAGAGGAGCACGUUCAGGAGCAGAAGAAGCCUCCCAAGGGAGCGUGCCACAGCUACAUCAUCAUCUUCCACUCGGUCUUCUUCAUCAUCUUCCACCUGAGCUUUGUCUUUGCCGAGUUCCCCAUGAGCCUCGUCCUCAAUGAGUACCUGCAUGAAAAGGACCACAUUCUGUGCAAUGUCGAGUACUGCGGUGCAAACAUCAGUGGAAUGAUCCCUGGAUUCAACACCACUGUGCUGACCAAUCUGCCUCGCUCCAUGCUGCUCAUCCAGGUGGAGAGCGUCCUCAUGGGCUUCGCCUUCCUCUCCAUGAUCACGUUCCUCGUGUUGUGCGGCGCCGCGUACCGGCCUACGGAGGAGAUCGACCUCCGCAGUAUCGGUUGGGGAAACAUCUUCCAGCUGCCUUUCAAGCACCUGAGAGACUACCGCCUGCGACUGCUCUGCCCCUUCUUCGUCUACAGCGGCUUCGAGAUGCUGUUUGCCGUCAGCGGGUUCUCCCUGUCCUAUGGCGUGUGCAAUUUGGGCCUGAAGAAGCUGUGGCUGCUCAUCGUCGUCUACGGCCUGUCCUGCUCCGUCUUCUCCUCGCUGUCGCUGUGCCUGCUGCGCCUCCCGCGCUGGGCGUGCCUGGCGAGCGGCGCCGCCGUGCACACGGUGCUGCUGGUGGUCCUCAUGGCGUGGUCCUUCCCCAGUAAAAAGCCAGAGUACCUGGGCGCCCUGCUGACCAUCUCCGUGCUUUGGGGCCUCGGCACGGCGCUGAACAAGACAGGCGUCAGUACUCUGAUUGGCAUGUUGUAUGCUGAGGAGAAGGAGCGCCUGGACUUCGUCUACACCAUCUAUCACUGGUGGCAGGCCAUCGCCAUCUUCAUCGUCUACCUGUGGUCCAACUUGCCCAUGAGGGCCAAACUCUCCAUCCUUUUGGCCACGCUGCUGCUAGCAUGCUACUGCUAUUGGGUGAUGGAGCGUCGCAUGGCCAGCGAUAUGCGCCCCAGGCUGCCUCGCAUCCCACGGCCGAGGCACAAGGUCAAAGGCUACCGGUACCUGGAAGAGGACAACUCGGAUGAGUCAGACUCCGAGAAAAGUGAGGCCGAUGACGAAGACCAUUUGGCGGAGGAGAUGGAGGAAGAGGACAGGGAGGAGGACGGCCGAGACGCCGGGGCCCAGAGAGCUAAAUCACCCACGGCCAGGAGGAGAGCGGACCCGGGUCACAGGCACGGACAGCAGGACGACCAUGUGAAGAAGUGAGAGAGGGAGGAGCGUGAGGGAGGCUGAGGGAGGAAGGGAUGCAGCGGUCAGAUGGCAGAUAGCAGACAGGAAGGGAAGGAGGCAGAGAUUUGCUGGGUGCUGUUAGGUUUGCGACUGCAUUGGUAUUUUUUUCACAUAUUUAUACGGAACAUCUAUAUUCUCUCUCCAUUUGUGUGUAAUAUCUGUAAUUGCAUGUUUGACUUCAGUCGAUCUUCUUGACAAAAAGGUACAGAAGCUGUAGAACUAAGAUUGAGGCCGCUAUAUAAUGAUGGGUAUGACAGUCUGGUGCAGAAAAUGCUGGAGAAGACGAGACUGAAGCCUCGAAACAAUAAGAAUAUGAUUGCUUUGAUGCUGCUGCGUGGUUUGUGGCACGUGUUUUCCCAAUGCUCCAUAAUUAUAGAGGACGUUAUAGUUACUUUUGUUCUUUUAUCAACAAGAAACACAAGUCUACAAAGAAAAACCUGAAGGUGACAAGAAAAGGAAUUGAUUGUCUGAUGGGAGUAAUUGUUCUUCAAAUUUCAUUUCAGGGUGAAUUGUGUUUCGACUGAGCCGUUUUAUGGGCCUGCUGAAUGUAAUGGUUGUAAAUAUUUGGUCGUCUGGCUUUGUUUACAAUCAGCCAACAAAUCUGAGAAAGCAAGCUACCUUAUCUUAUUAGAGUUGAAUAGAAAUGUAAAUGUGUGCAUUUCAUUGUACUUUAGUCUCAGCAGCUAUAUAUUGGUUCAUACUGUCUCUAUUACUGUGAUUAUGUUAUCACUCUACUGCAAUUCUGUAUCUCAGGAUUUUAAUGGCACCAUGCAGAGUAAUAACAGUAGAAUUGGGAACUACACAUAUAUGUGUGUGUGUGUGUGUGUGUGUGUGUGUGUGUGUAUGUAUGUAUGUGUGUGUGUGUGUGUAUAUAUAUAUAUAUAUAUAUAUAUAUAUAUAUAUAUAUAUUAUAUAUAUAUAUAUAUAUAUAUAUAAUAUGACAGAUGAACUAACUAACUAAAGGUUAAAUGUAUUUAAAAUGCUAAAGGUAUUUGAUGUUGCAUUUCUAUCUGUGUUUUUGAUUUUAAACCAUUCAAUAACUACAUUUUUGAGUUAUUUAAUGGUUUGAUUGUAAUCAGCUGUAUUCACAGGAAAACAUUUUGCAUUGCAUACGGGCUAGAACAUUUAAACAUAAAUGUGUUGUAAAGUCACCAA